Molecule: messenger RNA, 2988 nt
Organism: Danaus plexippus (monarch butterfly)
Lineage: Eukaryota; Metazoa; Arthropoda; Insecta; Lepidoptera; Nymphalidae
Gene: NaPi-III
Product: sodium-dependent phosphate transporter 1
Exons: 10
Coding region: 517-2427 (636 amino acids)
Biological process (GO): phosphate ion transmembrane transport
Cellular component (GO): membrane
Molecular function (GO): phosphate transmembrane transporter activity
Source: RefSeq, a predicted model, not a curated record
AUGCUCUAUUCAGACGACAGGACAGCACGACCCUCGGUAACUUCAGUACACAGCUGAGUUGUUUGAGACGACAAACUACUAUUUAAAUAGCAGUUAUUUAUCAGAGGACCAAAAACUCCUUUAUAUAUUAAAAUGAAGUCAAAGCUAAUAAAACCACACCACCUCCCACAGUUACUUUUCGAACAUCUUACUUUGUGACGCACAAUUACGAUCCAACUUGUUACACAUAUUUUACUCAAUAUUUAUUGAUUAUUUAAAUUAAACAAACAUUUGUUUAAGUACCCUAAUAGUAAGGUUUUUUGGGUCAUGAAUUGUUCACAUAUUUUUGUACGGAAUUGUUUGGAUUGGUUAAAUUGAUCGGAAUAGUGGGUUUAAUUCAUAAUUUAGAUAUUUAAGCCAAGCUUAUUUGUUGAAAAUAAAACAUUAUAAUUAGGUGCUACAAAUAUAUAAUAUUAUCACUUCAGACUUCAGUAGGUAAUGUAAGGUGUAUCUUUUACAAAAGAUAAAAGAAACAAAAUGGAUCCGUACUCGAAAGACUUACUGUGGUUAGUUAUAUGUGGUUUUAUAGUAGCUUUUAUUUUGGCGUUUGGUAUCGGAGCUAACGACGUUGCAAAUUCCUUCGGUACAAGCGUGGGUUCCAAAGUCCUCACACUUACACAAGCAUGUAUUCUAGCGACCAUUUUUGAGAUCGCUGGAGCUGUGUUAAUUGGCUAUAAGGUGUCAGAUACAAUGCGCAAAGGUAUACUGGAUGUAUCUUUGUAUGCGGAUGGAGGGGAACGUCUGUUGGCUGCUGGUUGUCUUGCAGCGCUGAUAGCGAGCGCUGUCUGGUUGAUUCUUGCUACAGGAUUAAGCUUACCCGUGUCUGGGACUCAUUCCGUGGUAGGAGCGACUGUUGGUUUUACGCUAACAGCAAAAGGUCCGAUAGGCGUACGAUGGUCCACACUCGGGGCAAUAGUCUUAUCCUGGUUUAUAUCUCCUGUGUUAAGCGGUGCAGUAUCAGCGUUUCUAUAUUGGCUAGUCCGUAAAUUCAUUCUACGUUCUUCUCAGCCAAUUAAGGCUGGAUUGCACUCACUUCCGUUCUUUUAUGGAGCAACAAUUGCUGUUAAUGUUUUGAGUGUUGUGCAUGACGGCCCAAAAUUGUUAGAAAUGGAUAACAUACCGCUUUGGUUAGCCUUAGCCGGUUCAUUGGCACUUGGUGCUAUUGGAGCACUAUUAGUGCGUGUUUUCCUGGUGCCCUACUACCGUCAACGUCUUGUACCGCCACACGUUAACUUUACUGUAGGACUUUCCAAUGAAACAACACCAGCCAAUACUCCAACACAUAACAAGAACAGCACCGCCCAACGUCCAACUUCUCUGUUAUCUGAAGACGGAAAACUUCUUGAAGUAAUCACAGAAAGUGCAGAAAUGGUUACACUUAGUGACGCUGAUAAAUCUUCAGUCGGUGUUAAAGAAAUGAAUGCCAAGAAUCGAGCUUUGUUAGCCACAAUGGAUGACUGCAGUAUUCUGUCUCGAAGCUUAAGUCCUCCAAAUAAAUCCCGACUUCAAUUAAUAGAUGCAGACCCGCAAAUAAAUACACUCAAAUAUAUAGACGAAACCCUUAGUUGUUGCAAGAGUUUGGAUUCAAAUCAGUUGGUAGGAAUGGGCGAGAGUUAUGAUUCAAAGAAUGGAUUUUUAGGCGAUUCAUGUGACACAAUAGCACGCGGUGAGUUUGGCCGAUUAUCAGCUUUGAUGGCACUACCAACAACUGUAGAAUUCGACACGCCACCACCAAGGUUGGACAAGGAUCCAGCGGUGGGCAGCGCUUGGAGCAUCGAGUGUGACAUACGCAGGUCCCGCUUAGCUGCACUUACUCCCAACUCUAGCGCGGCGCCUCUACUGCGAGCGGCCAGUCCUCCGCGCGCCCCACCGGCUGCACCACCAGACACUUUCCGCCUCUUCUCCUUUCUACAAGUUCUCACAGCCACCUUCGGGUCGUUUGCUCACGGAGGAAAUGAUGUCAGUAACGCGAUAGGACCAUUGGUGGCGCUCUGGCUGUUAUAUUCUGAAGGAGGCGCCCACGCGAAAGCGGAGACACCACUUGCAAUACUUGUGUUCGGUGGCGUGGGUAUAGCACUGGGACUUUGGCUGUGGGGACGCCGAGUCAUUCAGACGGUAGGAGAGGAUCUGACCAGCAUAACACCCGACACAGGUUUCACUAUCGAGUUGGGAGCGGCUCUGACUGUGCUGGUGGCGUCGAAGGUGGGGCUACCGGUGUCCACCACGCACUGUAAGGUCGGCUCUGUGGUUUGUGUGGGAUAUUCCUCCGAAAAUAAGGUGGACUGGAGCUUGUUUAGGAACAUAAUAUUUGCGUGGGUGGUCACUGUACCGGCGGUGGCGGGAAUGUCAUCGCUCGCUAUGCUUGCUCUUGAAAAAUUCGUCGUUUAAAAACAACCUUACAUUUUUUAACUGUUAGCUAUGGAUUUAUCUUGAAUGUAACGAAUUGUUGAAGUAUAAAAAAUGUAUUGAUUUUCGGAUAUUAUUUAAGCGAUGCGUUAGUUUAUUUUAUUUUAGUCUAGCUGCAACCCUAAUUGUAAUUAAAUUUUUGAACAUAUAAUUUACAGUCACUGUAGAUGCUGUAGAUGUCUGCUGCUAGAAAUUAAAUCUACGACCAUAGAUUAUCAUUUUUGGUGUUAACAAAAAAAAAGUUAAUUUAAAAUUAAAUAUAUUUAUAUAGAUGUGUCACUGUUCGAUGUCAGUGUUGUCAUACACAAUUUUAGAAUCCAUAGCAAUAGUUAUUUUCGCGAGUUAUCUUCUAGAUUUCUAGACCAUCGUUUUGUCAACACUAUGCUCAGUUGUGAAGUGGACGGGUGAAUUUAAAAGAAAAAUUGAAAUUUGUAGUACUUAAUCUCUUGUCAAUUUAACUAUUAUACGUCUUCACUUAAAAUGAAAUCAUUAACCUACAUCACAUCUAAAAAAAUUGUUAACAAAAUAAACAAAUUCUGAUAC